Molecule: messenger RNA, 996 nt
Organism: Cinclus cinclus
Lineage: Eukaryota; Metazoa; Chordata; Aves; Passeriformes; Cinclidae
Gene: CREB3L4
Product: cAMP responsive element binding protein 3 like 4
Exons: 8
Coding region: 43-996 (317 amino acids)
Biological process (GO): regulation of transcription by RNA polymerase II
Cellular component (GO): nucleus
Molecular function (GO): RNA polymerase II cis-regulatory region sequence-specific DNA binding; DNA-binding transcription factor activity, RNA polymerase II-specific
Source: RefSeq, a predicted model, not a curated record
CGGGGCACGAGGGAUCCCCGGCGGCGUCCCCAGGGAACCCCAAUGGAGGCACCGGAGCUCCCGGAGUCGGACGGGCUCUUCCCGGAUUCCCCCUCGCUCCCGGUGCCGGUACUGGGUUUCCAGACCUUGACGCUCCCGGAGGAUGAUGGCAGCGCUGCCGAGGAGCUCCUGGGGCUGACGGUGAACCCCGACAUCGCCUGCGGCCUCGGCACCGGCCCGGAGUGCCCCCGGCGCGGCGGGCCCCCCCCGGUGCUGCUGGAGGUGGUCUGUGACCUCAGCGCUCCCCUGUACCCCGCGCUGCUCCCCGCCAUCGAGCUGUGCCCGAGCCCCGGGCCCGAGCCCGAGCUCCUUCCCACGCUCCGGCUGACGGAGGAGGAGAAGCGGCUGCUGGCGCAGGAGGGGGUGAACCUGCCCGGGGACCUGCCCCUCACCCAGGCACAGGAGCGGCUACUGAAGAAGGUGCGGAGGAAGAUCCGGAACAAGCAGUCGGCGCAGGACAGCCGGCGGAGGAAGAAGGAAUACCUGGAUGGGCUGGAGAGCAGGGCGGCCGCGUGCUCGGCACUGAACCAGGAGCUGCGGAAAAAGGUCCAGGAGCUGGAGAAGAGCAACGGGUCUCUCCUGCAGCAGCUCCAGGCGCUGAUCAAGGAAACAUCCACCAAGCCCGCCCAGACCGGCACCUGUGUCUUGAUUCUGUUCCUGUCGCUGGGGCUGAUCCUGCUCCCCAGCUCCAGCCCGUUCCGCCGGGGCAGCAGCCGGGAUGGCCUCGGACCCACUGGAGUGAUCUCCAGGAACAUCCUGACGCAGCAGGAGCCGGGACCGCCCGCAGAAUCCCCGUUCCUGGGGUGGAUGUCAGGGCCAGAGCCAGGAUCCGGUGUGGAGGAUGGAGCCGGGGGAGAGCCUUGGGAUGGGAUUCCUGCCCCCCAGAGGGAUCCAGGGAGCAAUUCCUCCAGGCGGGACGCGGGGACAGGGACACGGGGACAUGGGGACGAGAUGUGA